Messenger RNA from Dendronephthya gigantea, 3730 nucleotides. Its product is annotated as tetratricopeptide repeat protein 28-like. The record is from RefSeq and is a predicted model, not a curated record. Bases 282 to 3389 code for a protein of 1035 amino acids. NCBI's taxonomy places the organism in Eukaryota, Metazoa, Cnidaria, Anthozoa, Malacalcyonacea, Nephtheidae. Gene Ontology annotation, molecular function: protein binding. The transcript has 9 exons.
AGUUAUUAAUUCUGUUAUGAAAUCUGAUCAAAAUAACUUCAAUUACGUCAUUGAACCAAAAUAUUACUUGAUGUCACCACGUCAAACAUGGGUUUUCCCCAAGGGGCUUUCCUGGUAUUAUUAGCAUUUAAAUGCAAGUGCGUAAACAAAGCCGGGAGUUCAGACUUGAGCUGUCUUUAGACACGAGUUGACGUGUUUCAGAAGGCACUAUAAACUACAUUCAAAAUUCACAUAUAUACAAAAUAUUACUUUAUUGAUUGAUUGACUUGCUCAAUCACCAAAUGGCGGAUACACGAGCUCCAAAAAGCUGCGCUGUACCGGGUAAAGACGCUUCGAACAUCCAAACAUCAACUGAUACAGCCAGUGGCGUAAAGUCACAGGAAACGCGAAAGCAACGAUUGGAAGUAGAGAAAGCUCGCGCGGCUAAAAGAAAUUUAGAAAAAGAUAAUGUUAAAAAGCAAAUCAUGGAAGUGUGCAGUGAUGGCAUGAAAUGGGGUGAUUCAAAGAAAAUUGAAGACUUACCAGCAAUACCAUAUCUUUGUAAAUUAUUGAAAAAACUAGCAGAACUCUCCGAGAUAAAUAUAGAAUGUGACGUCAUGCAAGGACCUGAAGAUUUUCCAUGUCUUUUAAAACUGCUGAAGAAACACCACUACAGCUAUUGCAACCUAACGGAGUGCUGUGAAAUCCUAAACAAAAUUUUGGACAUCUCGGGACCCGCAUACACGACACUGAGCCAGGCGGAAAUCUUGAAAGAGCUCAGUGAUUUAUUGACCACCAAAGCGAGUUACAACGAUGCAAUAAAGAAAGCAGAGCAAUUAGAGCAACUGGCAAUUGCACUUGGAGAUAAGAAGCUUGCAGGAGAGGCAUAUCAUCUUCACCUUACGCCACUAUGUUUAAAGGGAUCGAUAGAAGAUGCAAAGCUAGUUUUGGAGAAAUGUGUGCGUUGCAGUGAAGAGUCGGGAGACGAGUUAACAAUAGGUUAUUCCAAACUAGCGACAGCCAAAUUAUACUGCAUGGAACAAAAAUACGAUCUAGCUCUUGAAGAAGAAGAAAAAGUUUUGGAAAUCGCUAAACGACUAAACAACAAAAUCGCAGAAUGUGAAGCCACAUUACAUAAGGCAGCAAUCUACUGCAACCUUUUUAAAAUGCAGGAAGCCUUAAAUCUCUCCUCUAAAGGGUUAAAAAUGGCUAUGGAUUUAGGAUAUCACAAAAAGGUUAUGCAAACAAAAGUUAACCAGUUUUCUUUAUUCUCCCUAAUGGGGAAGUAUAGAAGAUCGUACCACAUCGGAAAAGAAAUUGUCGAAAAUUUGAGUUUAUAUGAAGACAAAAGAUUUGUGUAUACAGUGCUUAACAAUGUGAGCGUUGCUGCACUUAUUCUUAACAAAGAUGAAGAAGCCUUGAAGCUGGCACAGCAGUCGUUAGUUGUUGCUGAGGAUUUAGGCGCGGGAAAGCCUAUUGCUUUAGCUCACGGCAAUAUAGGUCUUGCACAGGCGAAAUUGCAAGAUUUUGAAGCAGCGAUGAAAAGUUAUUACAAAUGUCUGGAAUUUGGUGAAAAGAUAAAAGAUAUGAGAAUCAUUAAUAAUAGUUACUGUAACCUUGGCAGAGCUCUCGAGGGGAAAGGCAAUAAAGAAAAGGCAAAGAAGUAUUAUCACAAAGCUCUGAGCACGCCUCAGCCACCGUCAUCUCAUUGGUGCGAUACCGAAAAAUUUCGUUUCAGUCCUGAUUACCUUCUUGGGAAAAUGGCAGUCGAGGAGAAUGAUUAUCAAACAGCAAAGGCAUAUUUUCAAGAGGUUGUGAACCGUUGUGAAACGUUUCGCAAGAGUGUUCAAGACACUCCUUUGAAGAUUUGCUUCAACGAUACACAGAGGAAACCAUUCCAGUACUUGCAACACGUGCUUUUAAAAGAAAAUGCCGGUGCAGAUGCACUGUUCGUCGGCGAGAUGGGCAGAGGAAGAGAUUUUUAUGAUAAGGUAAUAAAGGAAGACCAGUCGAAGCAACUUAACACGCCGACGGCACUUUUGGAGUUAGCAAAAACAAACAAGCAAGCGAUACUUUUUCUAUCCAAACUGGACGUUGUCCAAGAAAUGCAAAUGUGGUUCAUUUCACCAAAUGGCGAAAUCACUUCUUUCGGAAAAAAGCUUAAUGAAUGGGAAAAACCUCUUGAAUAUUUAAGCAUUGUGUUUGGUAGAGGUAUAAAGGAUGAAGCACAGAAUCAGCAACCUACAAAAAAUGUGGCGGAGGACAUCACUAGCUUGCACAGUUACGUGACUGAAGGGGUUCACAAUUCAGAAAGUUGCAAUGUUUCAACGACCAGCCUAGAGUCGUCGCAUCCAAUUGAAAUCAGAGGUAUUAAAAACAAUGUCCUAAAUGACGAUGACAUCGAAUACGAAUCUGAAGAUGAUGAUGAUGAUAUCGAAUUUGAAGAGGGAAGUGGGACAAAUUGUUAUCAAUCUGGAGCUACAUCUAAUAGUGGUGAAGACACCGUAAACCAAACCUCCCCAGCCACCCGUGGACCUUCGAAGAUACCUAACUUUUCCACACUUAUUGAAAAAUUUAGCAAGCUAAUUGUAGAACCAAUUGAAGACAAAUUGGAAAACCUGGUUACAGAGACUGACCGCAAACCACAACUACUGAUUAUUCCACAAGGAGAAACGUUUAACAUACCAUAUUCAACGUUGCGUCUUAGUAAUGGCGAGCCGUUAUGUAGUUUGGUGGCACCUCGGGAAGCGUUCUCUUUCCACUCUUAUUCCUACAGUACGGCACUGCAAGAAGAGAUGUCGCAGGUGACUCAAAUGAAAGACAUUCUUAUCGUUGGCAAUCCGACAGAAGACCUCCCAUUUGCUGAAAAAGAAGCAAAGAUUAUUGCAGAAAAGGUUGGAGUGUCGCCGUUAUUGAGAUAUUCCGCCACCCGCAGUGAAGUUCUGCGCCGAAUUUCGCAAGCAGCCAUAAUUCAUUUCGCGUGUCAUGGCACGACCGACGGAAGACGCUUGCAACUUGCAGCCGAACAUGUUAAUAACAACGGCGAAAAAGCAGGUUCAACCUACCUUACUGUGGAAGAUCUCUCGAACGUGACCUUAUCGGCUAACAUGGUUGUCCUUAGUGCCUGCCACACUGCCCAGGGCAAGAUCAGUAGCGAAGGCGUGUUGGGACUUGCGCGUGCUUUUCUGAUGGCAGGAGCAAAGUCAGUGAUUACCUCACUGUGGGCAGUUGAUGACAAUGCCGCAGAGACAUUGAUGUUGAAGUUUUACAACAAUCUUUACAACGAACCUGUCGUCAACGCCUUGGCAACCACCAUGUGUGAGAUGAAAAGAGAAAACUUUAGAGUGUCUCAAUGGGGCUGUUUCAAAGUUCUUGGGGCAAACAUUAGAGUAUUUGCUGAUGAUGUUUGAAUUUGACGAACGUAUAAAUGUUAACCCACUGCCAGUCGUGCGUUUCAUACAACAAUCCAGAUGUUUGAUGUAUUUUUUAAGUUAUUUGUUGAAAAUCCACCAUGAUAUAGCUUAUAGGUUGCAACAGCUAGUAGUGCGCGUACACUUGUUGUAUAUAUAUUGAUUUCCAAAUGCAUGUAAACUAUCGGCCAUGUUAAUUAGUAUACUAGGACGAGUAAACAAUUAGUAAGACAAAAGUAUGUAUACUCACAACAGCCUUAUUUAGUAACUGCAUGAAUAUAUAGAAACUAUACUGUAAUGUCUAAUAAUACUGUAAAUCGCGCAAAAUACAACCGCAUACG